AUGGCUUCUACAACAUUAUUUCGUCUCGAUCAACGAGUAUCUAUUGCCGGAAAAGGCAUAGGAACCAUUGCCUUUGUUGGCAAAACAGAAUUCGCUGAUGGUGAAUGGAUUGGCAUUAUUCUUGAUGAACCAAAAGGUAAAAACAAUGGCACUGUACAAAAGAAAGAUGGAACAAAUGUACGAUAUUUUACAUGUAAUGAUAAUCAUGGCCUUUAUGUCCGAGCUGGACAAAUUGAAUCUGUACUUAAUGAUUUACAACCUGAUCUAGCUCGAUCAGCAUCAAAUCAUUCAAUAAAGUCUCAAGGCAGUAGUACGGGAAGUAUUCCAGUACCAUCAAAUUCUGCAGUUCCAAAAUCCACGGGUUUGCCAUCUAAACAAAGUGGACUUCGAGCACCAACGCCCAGUGGAGCACCUAAACCUCCAGGACUUCAUGAUGAUACAGACCAAACAGGUCUCACUCGAACAGCUCAAUCAUCUACUGAUAUUUCAACUGCAGGAGUAACAGAGAGAAUAUCACCACCUAAAGAAGAUGUUAAACCAAAAUCUUCAACAUCGAUGCUACCACCACCACCUCCAGCACCAUCUUCAGCUGAACUAACUAACACCCGACGAACAUCGGUUAAUGCAACAUCUGACUCAUCUGAUUCUCAACAAGUGAUUAUAAGUCUUAAAAGUAAAAUAACUGAUCAAGAGGAACAAAUUCAAACAUUAAUAAAAAAACGUCGUGAUGAUCUUGAAAAACUUAAAGAACUUGAACGUACAAAACUUCAACUUGAUCAAUUACAAACUUAUAAACGCGAAGCACAAGAGCGUAUGAAAGAAUUAAAUGAUAAAUUACAACAACAAGAAAAUGAAUUAAAAGAUACUCGUGAAAAAUUUGCUGCAUAUCGUGAUGAAAUGGCUGAUACGGAAGUACGAAUUGAAUCACUUGCACUUGAUCUUGAAAUGGCUGAAGAAAAACUUGAAACUGUUACAGAGGAACACACAACAAUGAAAGAUAAACUUGAAGAAGUACAAUUAGAAUUAGAUGUUAUUAAAGGUGAAAUACAAUUAAAUGGAAAGGAUCAAGUAGCAAAUGGUAUACAACAAAAGAUCGAUGAUGAACGAACCAUUAAAAUGGAACAAGCAUUAAUUAAAUUACGUGAUUUAUCAUUAACUAAACAAUCAGAAAAUGAUACAUUGAAAAAACAAUGUGAAGCAUUAGAACAUAAAGUGAAAAUAUUAACAAAAGAAAAUGAAAAUGCUAAAACUGAUAUAACAACUAUGCAAGCAACAAUUGCUGAUCUAAAAGAACAGGUUGAUACAUGUCUUGGUGCUCAACAAAUGGUGGAUAUAUUAACAAAUAAAAAUCUUUCACUUGAAGAUCAAGUACGAGAAUUACAAGAAAGUGUUGAUAAUCUUGAAUCACUCUGUGAAAUGGAUAAAGAAAUGGAAGAAAAUGCUAAAGAAGUUGAAAAUGAACUUCGUGAAACUAUUGAUUUAUUACAAAAUCAAAUUCGAGAGAAAGAACGACAAGCUGAACAAUUACAAUUUACUAUUGGUGAUCAUGAACGAACAAUAUUAAAAUUUCGUGAAUCAGUUAAAAAUAUGCAAUUUCAAAAUGAACAAAGUAAAAAACAAAUUGAAAAAUAUGAUGAACAAUUAAAACUUGCUGGUUCUGCACAAUCAAGCGACUUUAAAGCUAAAAUUGUUGAAGCUAAAUCUUAUAGUGAAGUAAUUGAAAGUGAAAUAAAUAAACUUGAGGCAAAUAAUUUAACAAAACAUGUUCAUCUUUUAACAUUAUUUUUACCUGAACAAUUUCUUAAACGUGGUGCUGAUCAUGAUUGUAUUCUUGCUCUUGUACUUAUUCAUCGUUUAAUAUCAAAAUGUGAUUUAUUAAUAAAUGAAAUACAUAAAAAAUUCGAAAGAAUUGAUGAAUUAAACUUCGAUGAUGUUGCGAAAUCACAUCGUGCUGAACAAUGGAGUUUUGCUUGUAAACUUUCGCAAUCAUUAUCAAUAUUUCGUAUGAUUCUUAAAAAAUUUGUUAAAGCAAUGGAAACAUGUAAUCCAGAUAGUCUUCGUCAUUUGGCUACAACUUAUCAUGAUUUAUUAACACAUGAAAAAUCUCUAGAUUUUCUUAUUGAUCUAUUACAAAAAGAUCAAUUACAUGAUUCUUUAUCAUUAAAUGCAUUAGAUAAAACAAUAUCAUUUUUUGAACAUAUCUAUAAAAGUCAUCUAAGCCAAGAGAAAUUUCCAAUGUCAACUUAUAUGAGAGAUUUGGCAUCGGUUGUAUUAUUAAGUAGUGAUGCACUUCAAACUGAUAUUCGACGUAUACAACUUGUACAAAAGGAAUAUGACGAGCCUGGUAGUGAUCAAAGUCCAUUUUCUAUCCUUGUCAGACGUCUUAUUGAAAGCAAUGAACAAAUGCGAGCUCAAGCCGGCAAAAUAAAUCGUCUUGUACCACAAGAAGAUAAUACAAAUCGUUCAUUAAUGCUCGAUUCAAAUACAAUCUCUUCAGUUGAAUUAUCUAUUCGUAAUUUAGAUCGUUUAGCAAAAACAUUUCAUGAAAUAUGUUCAGGUUUAACAACGCAAAUGCUUAUGCUUUCUGAUGCUAAUGAACGAAUAAGUCCACAAGAGAUUGAAAGUAUUGCUUAUCAAGCAUGUGAUAAAGUCUAUAAAAAAGAAGAUAGUGGUCCAUAUGAAAGUCUUCGAGAUUCAAUGAAUGAGAUUAUUUCAACUUUAACAACCAUAAGUAGUUCAUUAGAAACAGGUGUAUAUGAUUCAACAUCAAAUGAACAAAAUUUAAAACAAACAGUAUAUUUAAUUGCUGAACAACUUAAAACAUCGAUGAGUGAAUCGGAUUCAAUUCGUGGUCGACUUGAAUUAAAAGAAGAAGAAUUACUAGAUAUUAAAAAAAUGCUUAAAUUAAAACAUGAUGAAUUAAGUGAAUUAAAUAUUCGUUUAUCAUUAAAUGAGAAGAAAAUUGAAAAUUUACAAAAAGAAUUAGAAGAAAAAGAUAGUAAAUAUAAACAGACAUUAGAAGAAUCAAGAGUUGAUGGACAAAAAAAGAUCAAACAAUGUGAAGAAGCAAUGGCAGUUUUACAAAAUGAUAAUGAACAACUUGAACGAGAAAAAAGUGAAUUAAAAGAACGAUUGAAACAAUUAACAAAAAAUAAACUUGUCGAUGAUUUAAUGCAAAAUAAAAUGGGUCGACCAUCAAGAACAUCUGGAUUACUAAGUCCAACAGUUGAUGAACGAACUUCUCCACAACGUCAAUUAUCAUCAGCAUCGACUACUAGUGAAGGAAAUGUAACAUCACCAGCUAGUGAACAAGAAGUAACCGCACUUCGUAAUACUGUUCGUCAUUUAAAGGAUGAAUUAUGGCAUAUAAAAAUGAGUCGAACAUCAGCUGAUUUAGCUAAACUUGAAACACCAAUAACAGCUGCAAAUACAAAUGAAAUAGCUGAUAUUUAUAAAAGUUCAACAUUACUUCUAAAUGAUCUUUUUUCAUCAAUUGCUAGUUAUAAAAUAACUGGUGACAAUGUAGCUGCUAAACAAGAAAUUAUGCGUUCAAAAAUGAAAUUAGUUGAUCAAACAGCAUUUAAUCUUAAUAAUCGUCUGAAUCAAUGUCAAAGUAAUGUUCUUCCAGGCUCGACAAUUCAAACAUCAAUGAAAACAUUUUCUAAUCCACAAUUUUCAAAAUCUCUUGCUCAAGAUCGACAAUUAGCAGCUGAAAUUUAUUUACCAGGUGGUGGUAAUGGCGGCGAAUUCAAUAUAACUCAAGAUCAAUAUCGUACAAUAAUGCGUGAAGCUAUUGGUUGCAACUAA
Molecule: messenger RNA, 3807 nt
Organism: Adineta steineri
Lineage: Eukaryota; Metazoa; Rotifera; Eurotatoria; Adinetida; Adinetidae
Source: the annotation of a GenBank genome assembly